Messenger RNA from Aspergillus clavatus NRRL 1, 5313 nucleotides. Its product is annotated as putative sister chromatid cohesion protein Mis4. Gene Ontology annotation, cellular component: Scc2-Scc4 cohesin loading complex. The coding region runs from base 1 to 5313 and encodes 1770 amino acids. The record is from RefSeq and is a predicted model, not a curated record. NCBI's taxonomy places the organism in Eukaryota, Fungi, Ascomycota, Eurotiomycetes, Eurotiales, Aspergillaceae. Gene Ontology annotation, biological process: establishment of protein localization to chromatin; establishment of mitotic sister chromatid cohesion; replication-born double-strand break repair via sister chromatid exchange. Gene Ontology annotation, molecular function: chromatin binding. The transcript has 5 exons.
AUGGAUCAAAACUGGCGCCCGGCUGUCCAGGUCGUCAUCAAUGGCCGCUCUCCUGCUCAAGGUCAUGGCUCUGGGGGGAUGCCACAACAUCGGUUUAGACCUUUGUUGGUUGAUGAAGCGUUGCAGUAUUCCCCUAUGUCUAGUUCACCUGUAUUCGGCUUGGACUGUAUUCUGCGUCCUGACGUCGGCAGGCCACCUACUACAACCUCCAUCAAUCAUAUCCUUCAGUCCGGGCGUACGGUUUUGAAUGAGCUCAACACGGAAAUACAAUCCGGGCGUGAUGAGUCGAGCCGAUUAGAGACAUCCCGCGAAUAUCUGCAGCAGCUCCUUGAUGGGGAUCAGUUGACAGAAUUCAAAUUUAAGCUUCCCACCGGUUCUGCACGUCCUCAAAGUUCAUUGUCAGGUCCCACCUCAGAGCAGGGCACUGGUCGUCACGAGCUUGGUCCGUUUGCUAAGAUGAUGUUGGAUGCCACAGAAAUAGCGUUUCGAUAUCCUACUUCAUCCGAACCGAAGAACGAGAAGACCCUCCAGAAAGCAGCAUCGUGGAACGAGCAAGCGCAUCGUGCGACCAACGCUAUCUCGAUACCAUACACGCAGCCCAAUCAGCCAACAGCAAGCCAGUUCUCAGUGGUGAUUCCUGUGAAGCCGCUCCCUUCCCUAGACGACCAUAAUGCUUUGAAGAAAAGGAAGCUCAACAACGAGGCGGACGAUCUCACCAUGAUACGGCUUAAGGAUCAAAAGGAGGAGGCUGAUGCUGCGCUUGUGAAGCUACAAGAUUUGUUUCACGAGGUUUUCGAGGCAGAGGACCAGCUGGAAGCAGAAGUAACAUCGGGUAUGAUGUCCGAAGGGCAGGCUGGGCUUUUCUCGGUUGCUCGGACGCUUGACGUGAAUGGACCUGUUCUUUCAUCUGAUGCACACAGUCGUCUUCAGAAGGCCAUGAAGAAAGUUGUCGGCUUCAAUCGACUCCAGGAUAUUCCGUCGGAGUUUUUGAAAAGGCUCCAGAAAUUGUGUGAGAAGCCCAUCAUUGCCGCGCAAUCGCCCGAUCUCAGAUUGGACGAUCCAUCCAGUGAAUCGGAAUCUCAAGGAUGGUUGAACAAGAUGGACGAUAUGCUCAAUGCUUUGUGUGCAGUAGGUACACUGUUACAGACGAUGUCUGGAUCUCGGACAGAAAGGGAUCUUUGUCCGGAGGACCUGAUCGAGGCCAUUCCGAAUGUAUUCAAUCAGAUUUUUGAUCAUUGCGUCAUUCCGGCCGUUGAAUCGCGCCCCGGGGGCAAAGAAGCCAAAUAUUUUGAUUUCUUCUCUUCUCAGAAGCGUGUGAUUGGGGGUAUUAUCCAACAAAGUAAAAAGGUUCUUGGCCUGUUUGCCGACUUCUUAUCUCGGGUCGAUGUCUCUGAAGGCGCAAUUACCGCAACGGAGUUUUUCGCUACCAAGUUGAUCUUCGUGGAAAAUGCUCAUACCGAUAAGGAUUCUGCUGUGGGCUAUCAAAAGUAUGAAUCCGUUCGCCGUGGAGCAAUGGAUGUCCUGGCAAAGAUAUUUUCUAAAUAUCCUGCUCAACGACCCUUUAUUCUUGACGAAAUCCUGGUUUCCUUGGAGAAAUUGCCCUCUACGCGACAGAGCGCUAGGCAAUUCAAGGUUGCUGACGGUAAAAGCAUCCAGUUACUCACUGCAUUGGUGAUGCAGCUUGUUCAGACUACUGCUCUAGAUUCCCCAUCUUCGACAAAACGAAAAGCGGAACGGAACGUGGCAGCUGGUGACCCCGGUGAAGAAUCGCCGGAAGGUGAAGAUGACUCGGCCGACGAAUACGAAAAUGAUGAAUCUGAUGUAUCUCUGGAGCGCCUGGCGACGAAGGUCAACCGCCUCUACGACAACGCUGUUCGCAGUGCGCAGUACAUUGUCAAAUUCAUAGUGCAGCGUGCAAUGACAUCUACCAAGACAGGUGAUCAGCCGUUUCGGAAUAUUCUUGAUAUCUUCACCGAGGAUCUCAAAGGUGUUCUGGGCUCAACAGAAUGGCCAGCAGCCGAGCUACUUCUACACAUAAUGGCCUAUCACAUGGUAAAUAUUGCGGAUCUUGAUAAGAGUUCGGCGACUGCGAAGAGCAUGGCACUGGAGUUGUUGGGUUGGAUGGGCUCUGCCAUUUCUGAUUUGAUUGCGACGGCUCAAAACUCACUUUCCUCAAUGAAUGAAUCCGAUGCUGAACUCACUGACUAUUUGAGACAACUGUUUGAAGAUUAUUCCAGUCACGCUUUGCAUCCCCAAGAUCUUGUUGUACCGGAGGGUCCAUAUCGAAUAGCUCUCGAGUACCUUCUGCAGGAUCGCUCGUCAGACACUUGGCAGCUCUCUAGCGCUCGGGGAUUUUAUCUGGCACAAUGGGCUAAGACUGUUUGUGGUGUCUAUUACAAUUCAGAAGAUCAGCACGAAGUCUCUCCAGACAGUGCCACUGACGACCUAGUUGUUCUCUUGACGAGGUUGUUUUCCGACCCCUUGUGGUUGGAAACGAAUAGGUAUUUCGAUAGGAUUUCUUCCACUCACGGAAAACUCGCGUAUAAUCUGACGGUCUUAAACUCAAGCUUCUGCAAAGCUUUCGAUACAAUCUUGAAAGUCCUUCUCAACUCACUGGGCAGUGAUCAGGCAAAGGUCCGCAGCCGUAGCUUGAAGAGUGUUAUUUACAUGCUUGAGAAAGAUCCAAGCCUCCUAGACAGAGACGCAUCCGUCAUGCACAUUAUUCUCCGGUGUACUACAGACGCGUCUCCUAUGGUCCGUGACUCUGCGCUUUCACUAAUUGCGAAGUGUAUUGCUCUCAAACCGAAGCUUGAGGAAGAUGGGUGCCGGAGCAUUCUAACCUGUGCGGCUGAUCCGACAGCUGGGGUACGGAAGCGCUGCAUUGCGCUGCUCAAGGAUAUCUAUCUCAAGACGUCACGUACCGAGCUAAAGUUGGCAAUCAUUGAUAGCUUCCUUCAACGGACUAGCGACCUUGAGGAGAGUGUAUCUUCUCUGGCACGUCAGACAUUCGAGGAGAUCUGGCUUGCUCCGUUCCAUGAGCUAAUCGAUUCAGCUCAAGAUGGUUCCAAGCUUAAGGUCGGCCUUGGGGAACGAGUGACAUUGAUCGUGAACUUAGUCCAACGCAGCGAGACUGCCCUUGAAACGCUUGGGGGUUGUCUCAGAAAGAUCCUUUCCGAGAGUUCCAAGACCGCUGCCUUGAACUUCAAAGUGUGCAAAGCGAUGGUUGCAACGAUGUUCGAAAAGCUAGUUGAGGACAACGAAUCUUCAGGCAAGGAGUUUCAACAGGCUCUCCUGCAGACGAUCACAGUCUUUGCAAAGGCCAAUGCAAAGUUAUUCAGCCCUGACCAGCUCGAAACCCUUCAUCCUUAUAUCGGCAAUCUCACCACGGCAGAGGACCUGUUUAUUUUCCGAUCUGUUGUGGUCAUCUAUCGAUGUGUCCUGCCAUAUGUAUCGUCCGCUCAUAACACUCUCCUCAAAGAGGUGCAAAAUGACUUGUUCAAGAGCGUCGCGAAACUCGCUCGUUCUGAGCUCAACGAGGUAAUGGCCUGUCUGUGGACCAUCAACGGGAUCUUGCGCAAUACAGACAGGCUUGUGAAGCUCACCAUUUCGGUGCUGAAACCAAUUCAACAGUAUAGGAGCGCUGACCUCACCGAUAAUGCCAAUCCCGCUAUUGUGGCCAGGGCCAAGAGUUAUAUACGAAUUGCAGGCUGCGUGGGUCGACAUUGUGAUCUCGAGAAAUAUGAAUCACACUUCAGGAACGCAUUCCCUUCGUGGAAAGGCGGAUCUGUGGCCGGGCUGAUGGUAGAUUCUAUUGUGCCUUACACACUUGCAAAGCAACCUUUGGAACUAAGAGUCAUGGCACUGGAGAGCGUAGGAUCUAUUUGUCAAGCAUGGCCUGCUCAAUUCAGUCGAGAUGAACCCCGAAAAAUUCUGUCCAUGGUCUUCAAGGAGGACAAUGCAAGUCUUCAGAACAUCGUUUUGAAAUCAUUUGCGGAAUUUUUCGCCAUGCACGAAGGCAAGACAGAGAAAUUUGUCUCAAGCGCUGAAGUCACAGACCAGGAGAAUUCCACCCGAUUAGGAGGUUCUCUGAAGGCGAGUGAUAAUGAUGGGGCCGCGGCUUUGAUUGCGCAACAUUUUCUACAAAGCAUGCUUCGGGUCGCUCAGUCACGGCAGGAUUCUUUUGCGUUGACGGCUAUUGAAUUGAUUGCCAGUAUCAACCGCCAAGGUCUGGUCCAUCCGAAAGAGUGCGCAGGUGUCUUGGUUUCGCUGGAGACGUCGACAGUUCCAGCUAUUUCCAAGAUCGCUUACGAUACACAUAAGAUGCUUCACCAACAAUACGAAUCCAUGUUCGAAAGAGAGUACAUGCGGGCAGUUCAGGAAGCAUUUUAUUACCAGCGUGAUGUGGUUGGAGACCCCAGCGGUGCCCUCGCCCGGCCUUAUGUCGCCAAAUUAGCACCACUAUUCGAAAUCAUCAAAACCAGCAAUAGUCGGUACCAGAAAAAAUUCCUGUCGAAUCUGUGCGCGAAGGUCAAUUUCGAAUUGAAGAAGCUCGAUAGCACUGGGAACCCGCCGGAACAUCUUCUGCUUGCACGCUUCGUGUCCCAGAAUUUGGCAUUCUUUGACUACGGUCAGCUCGCCGAGCUCGUCUCAGCUAUUGGAUCCAUGGAGCGUAUCGUUGCUGCGACAGGAACGGUCGUAGCGCAUGCCAUUGAAACCGACAUUUUCCCUGCAAAAGCCGGGCCGCCGCAGGAAGGACAGUCAACGGACUCCGCAGCCCCAGGGCCGAUUCACCCCGAGCCUCUGCGGCAAGUCAACCCAGCCGUCCUCCGGCAACUGGCAACAGCGGCAGCCUCACUCUCGAUGCUCUGGGAGGCUCGAACCUACCUUCGCCGCCUGUAUGGAAUUCACGCCCAUGUGCGAGACAAGGAAGGCAAGAAUGCGCCCAAGGAGCUCAACAAGUCUGCCACAAAAGUGCAAGGAGUGACCGGCGACAAAUUCUGGGAUGCCAUUGCCCGUAACCUGGAGACGCUCGAGAGUGAAGACCGGAUGGUCAGCAAAUGCCGCGAAUUUUCUACCUUACUCGCGAUCGAUGACGAAUUCAAGGUCGUCGACGACGAAGAUGCGGAAGGCGACAACUUCGAUCAUGACCUCGACGACCCGGGAGCUGGUCUUGCGCCAGCCAGUCAGCGGCCCGGCAAACGAAAGAACUCUGUAUCCAGCCAGAAUCCUGUCAAGCGACCUCGGGGAAGGAAACCUGGCUCCGGCAAGAAGAGAGCGAGCAUGGAACCAGAAGACGAUAUGGACUGGAGCUGA